CCAAAUGGGUGAGUUUAAAGUGCACCGAGUCCGCUUCUUCGACUACAUGCCCUCGGCCAUCAGAGCCAUGGCAUUCAGCACGCGCACGGAACGGCUCGCGCUGGCCCGGGCUGACGGUGCUCUGGAGAUCUUCAACUUCUCUGACAACUACUUCCAAGAAAAGGUCCUCCCGGGUCAGGACGGCAGGGCUGUGGAGGCUCUGUGUUGGGUAGGCCCACGUCUAUUCAGUGCUGGAUUGAAUGGAGAGAUCACAGAGUACGACCUGGAGAACCUGAGGCCCAGGUAUACAGUGGAGGGCUAUGGGGGACCCAUCUGGACCAUAGGCGUCAACAACCAGGGAACACUGUUAGCGGUGGGUUGUGAGGAUGGGACAGUGAAGAUGUUUGAAGUAUUGAAGGAGAGGAUUCAGUUUCAGAGAAACCUUGAAAGGCAAAAAGGUCGCAUUAUAUCUCUCUCCUGGCAUCCGUCUGGUACGCUGAUUGCUGCGGGCAUGAUGGACAUGAUCCGAAUCUUUGAUGCUGAGACGGGCCACGCCACACACAGGCUGCUGGUGGACAGAGGUGCAGCAGCAUCUAAGAGCAAAGAGGUGGUGGUUUGGAGCCUUGCCUUCCUUUCUAACAACACCAUCAUUAGCAGUGACUCUGCAGGAAAGGUCCAGAUCUGGGAUGGGCUCAAAGGAACUCUGAUCAGAACUCACCUGAUUACCAAGUGGGACGUUCUCACUCUUUCUGUUUCCCAGGAUGAGAGUAGCCUGGUAGCUGGAACGUCAGAGGGCACAGUCGUCCAGUUUCAGUUCAUCUCCUCUACUGUGGACCGGCAGGAUAAAGAUUGGGUCCGAACAAGGACCUUUAAAAACCACUCACAUGAUGUCAGGGCACUCGCCCAUACUGAAACUGCUGUGGUGUCUGGAGGUAUGGAUACCCAGCUGGUUGUGCGCCCCCUGUUGGACAAGGUGGAGAAGAACACGCGGGAGUCGGCCAUGCGCAAAGUGUCUUUUCCACACAGAAGCCUGGUCUGUUGUGCAAAGAAAGCCGGACUACUGCUCUUCCAGUUCCCUGAUCAUUUAGAGCUGUGGAGACUAGGGGAAAGUGAUGGAUAUGGAAAGCCUGGCGGCAGUCUUCCUGUGAAGAGGGGACCAGAGAAACUGAUCCAGCUAAAGAGGAAGGGAGAGGAUCACAUCUGCUGCAGUGCUUUGUCUCCUUGCGGUGGCUGGCUGGCAUACUCUACUGUCACCAGUUUCCGUCUCUACAGACUACAGAAUGGCAGCAUUUGCAUCAGCAAGGUAUCCAAACUACCAAAGGACCUACGUUCUGCCCACCAGCUGUGCUUCUCCACCGACUCCUCCAAAUUGUUUGCGUCCUCCAGCAAUUCCUCCGUCGUUCUUGUUUCCCUUAAUGAGCCGCAGUGCAAAUACCUCGGUACCCUCGGCGCCAAUUACGGCUCCAGACAGCCGGUCCACCUGCUGUCUGCCAGUGAUGACGGCAAAUGGCUCGCUACAGCUAACACCGACUGUGAGGUCCAUGUCUACAACCUCGACAAGCUCAAGCUUCAUUGCACAGUCCCCGUGUACGGCUCGUGUCCCACUGCCAUGGCCAUCCACCCUACAACCAGCCACCUGGUAGUGGUGCAUGCUGACCAGCAGAUCUUUGAGUACUCUCUGGUGAAGAAGGAGUACACAGAAUGGAGUCGUAGGCUGCAGAAACAAGGACUGCACCCCUUGUGGCUGGAGAGGGACACUCCCAUCACCAACGUCGCCUUCAAUCCUAAAAAUCCAGCUCACAUCAUUGUGCACGACAUGUUUAUGUUCUGUAUCAUCGACCAGAGUCUGCCCCUCCCUGAAGCUAAGAAUGUGCUCUACAAUCAAAUGACACUGAGGAGUCUGCCUGAGCCAGAUAGGGUCAUACACAGCCAUGGCUUUAAGAUAAGCAAAGAUUUCCAGCACCUCCUGUGUGUGAGUCUGUUGGAGGACCAUUCUCUGGUAGUGGUGGAGCGCCCCCUGCUGGACAUCAUUUCUCAGCUGCCUGCUCCUGUUCGCCAGAAGAAGUUUGCCACAUAGAGGAAGUGUGUUCAUGUUUAACCCCAAUAAAAAGUCAACAACUUCAGGGUUUAGCCACAUCUACAGAACUGCGCCACAAUGUGCCGUUAAUUUAGUAUUAAAGCUUUUGGAUAUUAUCAAUCCAUGUACUUUUUUGUAUUUGUGUAUGAUUUGGAUUUCCUUUUUUUUAUACACCAAACCCUACGUUGGACAGGACGGCUAAAAAGCCUGAAUAAUAUAUUGAAUUCCCAGCUCUUGUGUCAAACCCCAGGGA
Molecule: messenger RNA, 2309 nt
Organism: Pungitius pungitius (ninespine stickleback)
Lineage: Eukaryota; Metazoa; Chordata; Actinopteri; Perciformes; Gasterosteidae
Gene: utp4
Product: UTP4 small subunit processome component
Exons: 16
Coding region: 5-2056 (683 amino acids)
Biological process (GO): maturation of SSU-rRNA from tricistronic rRNA transcript (SSU-rRNA, 5.8S rRNA, LSU-rRNA)
Cellular component (GO): small-subunit processome; 90S preribosome; t-UTP complex
Molecular function (GO): RNA binding; protein binding
Source: RefSeq, a predicted model, not a curated record